This is a messenger RNA of Fonsecaea nubica, 1386 nucleotides long. Its product is annotated as O-acetylhomoserine (thiol)-lyase. Gene Ontology annotation, molecular function: transferase activity, transferring alkyl or aryl (other than methyl) groups; pyridoxal phosphate binding. Bases 1 to 1386 code for a protein of 461 amino acids. The record is from RefSeq and is a predicted model, not a curated record. NCBI's taxonomy places the organism in Eukaryota, Fungi, Ascomycota, Eurotiomycetes, Chaetothyriales, Herpotrichiellaceae. Gene Ontology annotation, biological process: transsulfuration. The transcript has 2 exons.
AUGCCUUCGGACGACUGGGUUCAAAAGUUCGAGACCCUUCAGGUCCACGCUGGCCAUUCGCCAGAUCCUGCCACCAACUCUCGCGCUGUCCCCAUCUACCAGUCCACCUCGUUCACUUUCAAUGACAGCGCUCAUGGCGCCAGGCUUUUUGGCCUGAAAGAGUUUGGGAACAUCUACAGCCGGAUCAUGAAUCCUACCGUGGAUGUCUUGGAGAAAAGAAUUGCGGCCCUCGAAGGGGGCAUUGCUGCUGUUGCCGCUUCGUCUGGCCAAGCUGCCCAGUUCAUGACCAUUGCGGCGCUGGCGCAUGCCGGGGACAACAUCGUCUCGACAUCCAACCUGUACGGCGGUACCUACAACCAGUUCAAAGUCAUGUUCCCGCGCUUGGGGAUUCACACCAAAUUUUUGACCUCGGAAAAGCCCGAAGAUUUCGAGGCAGCUAUUGAUGACAAGACCAAAGCUGUCUAUGUCGAGACCAUUGGCAACCCUCGCUACAACGUCCCAGACUUUGAGGCUAUUGCCAAAAUCUGCAAUGCCAAGGGUGUGCCUUUGGUGGUGGACAACACCUUUGGCGCCGGUGGCUUCUUCUGCCAGCCGAUCAAACAUGGUGCACACAUCGUGGUGCACAGCACCACCAAAUGGAUUGGCGGCCACGGCACCUCGAUUGGUGGCAUCAUUGUCGAUUCAGGCAAGUUUGAUUGGGCAGCUAACGCGAAACGAUUCCCUCAAUUCAACGAUCCCGCUCCCGGCUAUCAUGGCUUGAAAUUUGUUGAUACCUUUGGCCCUCUGGCUUUCCUCAUUCGAGUGCGUGUAGAGAUCUUGCGUGACUUGGGAUCCUGCAUGUCGCCAUUCAACGCUCAGCAAUUCAUCUUAGGCACUGAGACACUGAGCUUACGAUGCGAGAGGAUUGCAGAAAACGCUCUGAAGCUGGCCAGAUGGCUCGAGAAACAUCCCAACGUCGCGUGGGUGUCGUAUCCUGGGCUCGAGAGCCAUCCCUACCAUCAACUAGCCAAGAAAUAUCUUCCCCGUGGUUUUGGAGGAGUCAUGUCUGUCGGUGUCAAGGGUGGCUCUGCUGCAGGUUCGCAAGUGGUUGACGGGUUCAAGAUUAUCUCCAACCUCGCCAAUGUCGGUGAUGCAAAGACGCUCGCCAUUCAUCCGUGGUCGACAACCCACGAACAACUGAGCGAGCAGGAGCGGAUAGACUCGGGCGUCACUGAAGACAUGAUUAGAAUCAGUGUUGGAAUUGAGCACAUCGACGACAUCAUUCACGACUUUGAGCAGAGUUUUGCUGCCAGCGAAGCCGCACGACCGGAUGCAGAGGGCAACAAGGACAACGCAGCGGCUGGUGCGAAGCCAAGUGGUGAUGCAGCACUCAGUGGGGCUACCUGA